UCCAGACAAAGAGUAUCUCGAGAAAGAAUCAUUGAUAGUUGGGAUUGGGCUUCAUCAUGGUCGCGAUAACUGUCCCGCAGACUCUGGCGGGCUACGGCCUCAGCACGUUUGAGAUCGAGGCAGGCGGGUCUUGCAUUCGCGGGGUUUCGAGGGGCAUCUUCAGAGAAGAUGGCAGCACUAAUGGUGGUUACGAGGGGCCAAUACUGGUGUUGAUUCAUGGAUAUCCGCAGACAUACUUCAUGUUAGUGAUCUGAGAUUACCCCUUUUUAUUGAUAUAUCCCGGCUGCAGCACUCGAGAGCUUCGGGAAGAAUGAGCAAGGAGGCCACUAUAUCCAUUAUAUACAUAUAUGCCUCCCUCUCUCUCUCAUUUUUGGCUAACGCACUCCCUUAACGAAUCAAUUCUGCAGGUGGCGCCAUAUAAUCAAACUUCUCCCCAAGACGACUCGGCUCUUCGCGCCCGAUAUUCCCGGGUACGGCUACAGCUCUCCCUGCGAAUUCGGACACGACAAGGCGACCGUCGGGAAGGCCAUCCUCGCCUCUCUCUCCGCGUAUCUCAAAACAUCACAGACAGCGCAGCCGCAGCGCGUGAUCCUCAUCGGCCAUGACCGCGGCGCACGCAUCUGCCAUCGACUGGCUGUCGACGCGGCGCAACACGUGUCCUCUUUCACCAUACUGGGUACCGUACUGAUGGACAUUGUCCCGACGGUCGUUCAGUGGAAGGGGAUGUCGAACGUAGCCGAGGCGAAGGGGUACUUCCACUGGCCGUUCCUGGCGAACGCGGAGCUGGCGACGAAGAUGAUACUACAGAUCGGCGGGGACACGUUCAUCCGAGAGCUCAUGGGGCGGUGGACGGGAAGCAGUGAGGAGGCAAGAGCGCGGGCUGCGGCUGAUGAUGCGCUGGAGAUGUAUGAGCGGCCGUUCAGGUGGGAUAGCGUUGUGCGGGCCUCGUGUCAGGACUACGAGGCCGGUGCCACAGUGGACGUGAGGAUGCAGGAGGAGGACCAGAAGAAUGGACGCAAGAUGGAGAUGCCCGUGCUAGUGCUGCAUUCCGCGGGAAUUGGGCGGAGGUUCGACAUGAAUGUCUGGAAGGAUUGGGUUGCUGAUGGCCAGCUGCUGACGGUUGUCGGGCUGGAGGAGGGUGUAGGACACUUUGUUCCCGAGGAAGAUCCAGAGAGCUGUAUGGCUGCCAUGACCGAUUGGAUGCAGAAGAUCGGAGUGCAGCUUUAGGCACGUAGGUAUGUCCUGUACAUAUGUAUGCUAUGCUU
Molecule: messenger RNA, 1265 nt
Organism: Coccidioides posadasii C735 delta SOWgp
Lineage: Eukaryota; Fungi; Ascomycota; Eurotiomycetes; Onygenales; Onygenaceae
Source: RefSeq, a predicted model, not a curated record